UUACAAUAAAAUAUUGUAAAAUGAAUCCAACUACAUGAUGAAGUCUUCCUUCAUACACAGAAUCUCUCCAAUGAAUGUGAAAACCUGUAAAUGAUAAAAAAAGAUGAUAUCGAUUACAUUAUUCGCGAAAUGCAUGCACAUUAUGAAGUUUAUGGUAUACGUUCAUAAAAACGCAGAAAUGCGCUUGCGUUCAAUAUCAGAUAGAAAGUUUCUAGUCUGCCGAUCAGUCGACAGUAAGCACUUCAGCUGUCACUAUGCAUGAUCGAUCACACGACAAUAUUAACGGUCAGUUGAAAAAUAAUCAUUACAAAAGUGACAUACAUUACACAUUACAAAUGUGUCAAUGGUUAUUGAAACCGAUCGGAGUGUGGCCUCUCAUUUACAAUCGAACCAGCAAAUUCGAGCAACUGAUUUCUAUCAUUUUAAUGGGCACGUGUUUCUCUAGUCUGUUAUUCAUCAUCUUACCAUCCGGUCAUCAUAUCCUUUUCGUAGAAAAAAAUUUGCACAUGAAAGUGAAAGCAUUCGGCCCAGCUGGAUUUUGUUUAUCAUCCACAAUUAAAUAUUGCUACCUUGGCCUAAAAGGAUCCUCGUUUGAGAGAUGCAUCGAACAUAUGAGAAAGGACUGGAUGAUGGUGCAAGAUCCAAAUCAUCGAACGAUCAUGUUAAAAUAUGUAACGAUUAGCAGGAAACUUAUCACCAUGUGCGCCGUCUUUUUAUAUACAGGAGGAAUGUCAUAUCAUACGAUAAUGCAAUUUUUGUCGAAAGGAAGGAAUAAGGACAAUCAUACGAUCAGACCAUUACCUUACAUCGGCUACGACCCAUUUUUUGAUACACAGUCUAGCCCUACAUACGAAAUUGUGUAUUGUAUACAUUGUUUCACAGCGAUGAUCAUGUAUAGUGUUUCAACAGUUGCAUACAGUUUAGCAACAAUCUUUGUUACGCAUAUAUGUGGACAGAUUCAGAUACAAAUAGCAAGAUUACAAGAUUUGGUCGAGAACAAAGAGAAGAGGAAAUACGAAGAUUGUGAUCCUUUUGCUCUUAUUGUGCACGAUCAUGUGGAAGUAUUAAGAUUUUCGAACAAUAUAGAAGAAGCUUUACGAGAGAUAUGUUUUACAGAAAUUAUAGAGUGUACGAUAGAUAUGUGUAUGCUUGAAUAUUAUUGCAUAAUGGAAUGGUCAGCAGGCGAUACGAUUACGCUUUUAACUUUUUUUACUUUAUUGACCUCUUUCACAUUUAAUAUAUUUAUAUUCUGCUAUAUAGGUGAAAUUCUGACCGAGCAGUGUAGUCAAAUUGGUACAGUUUCCUAUGAAAUCGAUUGGUAUAAAUUAUCACCUAAGGAAGCUUAUAGUCUUAUUUUACUGAUCUCCGUAUCACAGCAUCCACCAAAAUUAACAGCAGGAAAAAUAAUCGAAUUAUCUUUGAACACAUUUAGUACUGUAGCAAAAACAUCGAUAGUUUAUUUGAAUUUGCUUCGAACGGUUACAAACUGAUAUUCUUUUUUAAGUAAAAUUGGAGCUGAAUUUGAACUCUUCUCUUUAAUUUAUUCCG
This is a messenger RNA of Apis florea (little honeybee), 1548 nucleotides long. It is a transcript of the gene Or53, whose product is annotated as odorant receptor 53. Gene Ontology annotation, molecular function: odorant binding; olfactory receptor activity. The record is from RefSeq and is a predicted model, not a curated record. Gene Ontology annotation, cellular component: plasma membrane. Gene Ontology annotation, biological process: detection of chemical stimulus involved in sensory perception of smell; sensory perception of smell. NCBI's taxonomy places the organism in Eukaryota, Metazoa, Arthropoda, Insecta, Hymenoptera, Apidae.